CUGGGAAACCACCAGUGGGAAAUUCUAGAGAUUAGCAGGUACCAUGGUGUUAAAAUUGAUGAAAAAGAUGUUAUCUCAUGGUGCUGUUAUUUGGCAAUCAGGUGUUUCAGGUCCCCAAAAAUCCUGUAAGUCCUGUACUCCUCCUAGAAGAAGGAGGAGUCUGAUCCUUCAGCCAGCAAAGUUCUGCUGUCAGAAGAGACUUCCUGCUAUGAACCUGAUAUUACUGGGCAGACAGUAAAGCUCCAUGUCUCUGUUGCAUCUGCAGAACUGGAAAUAAUGCCUCGAAGUACCUACUUUGAUAUAUCUCAUUGUGCAAACAGAAACACAAGAGUCUGAGAGAGCACAAACUGACUGAGGAUCAAGAUGGUCAAGAUACUGAUUGCAGAAAUUGAUGAAAACUUCCUUAGGUGACAUGACUUGGCUUCUGUUUUGUUUUUUUUUUUUUCCGUAACUGCCAUCUUAAAAUCCAUGCCAGACUCAAAAGACCAAAAAAGUAAGAUUGUUUAUAGUAUGCAAUCUAUACACAACUAAAGUCAUUGCUGAUGUGAAACAACUGUCUUCAGUAAAGUUUUACCAGAGUUGAGUGCUGCUCAGUCACACUGUAUGUGUGUUAGCAUGGUUUCUAAGAUACUGAUCACAGCAAUACAAAUAAUUGUAUUUAGAAUAUUCUUCUGCCAUUCUUUUUUGUUGUUCAUUCCAGAUGCAAGUACUCUGCAGAUGGAUGUAAGUCAUGUAGCAUGGGGCCCACAGUUUCCACUCUUCCAUCUAGGAUAAAAAGAAUCUUAUUCCUGUAAAAAUAGCCAGACAUCUAAUUGCAUUUGCUGUGGGUAUACUGAAGGCUGUCUCUCCCAGCUGUUUUCUAUGUGUAGCAUUGGACAUGUAUCUGCACCAUUCUGCUCUGCCUCUUCAGCCAUGGGGUGGGCAGGGAACUUAGAAGGGAACCCUGGGAAGCAGCUUCUGUGUUCAGGAACAGACGCUUCCUUGGCUGUCAGAUAUAAUAGCUCUAAGGAAGAAUCGAUCUCCAUAGCCACUGUAAGAGAGGAAACAAUUCUGAAGAAAGCCCAAGUUCCGCUUUCACAUCUCGUUGUACCUAUACUCCUCGCAGUUGGCUGGAUAGUGGGCUGUGCACUAAUGGUUUACAUUGUCUUCUCCUGAUGGAAGUGAGUGACUUGUACAGCAUCAUGUACUAUCCAUGCUUUCUUUCACUGCCACCUUUUUAAACAUAAUUUCCUUUGUCUUACAGGACAAAAGAAUUUACAGUGAUGUUGAUUAGAAGAACGUGGAUGUUAAACUGAAAUUUCUAAUGACUGUUAUAAAAUGAUUUGGUUUUAAUGUCAACGCUGCAAACAUGGUGUACACUUUUUAUCUACAACAGAAGUUUGAAAUGCUAAUUAGAGCUUUAGAAAGAAUCAUCAAACCAACUUGUCAGGUUUCAAAUUGUUUGUAAUUGAUGGACUAGUUUCUGGAGUCCAGCAGUAGGUCAGAUACCUGCUUGCUUUAUCGUUGCCACAUUGAAUUGAAGCAGUUUGGGAAACUUUUCUCAGAGUUAGUGAUGCAGUGCUGGACAAAAAAGUAAGUUCAGCUCAUUUUUAAGAUGUGCUGAGCAGGGGAAGAAGUAUCUCAAUGUGUGUCGGAAAGUAGUAAGUGAGUUAAGACAAAAAAGUUUUGUAGUAAAAAAUAAAUUACUAAAUUUGAAAUAUGGUGGUGCGCUCUUCCUGUGCCAAGAUCUUACGUGUCAGUGUCUUAAAUAAUUUUUCUGAAACUACAUUACCUUCCUUUUAUAAAAAAGCAGUCAGUCACAGAAGCAUACUAACACAUAAACCAGAAGAAGUCCUUUAGAAAAUGAAAGGCAGACAGGGAAAGUUGCCUGGUAGCAAUGCAUCCUCAAAUGUAUGGCUUGGACUUUCUCAAUUCUAAAUAUUUAAUAGCAUGUAGAUAAAUAUGAAAUUAACUGUCAGUCUCUUCGGUUUACAUGAUGCUCAGGGCCCAAUACUGUAUUUUUCCAUUGGUAACCAAACCAGUUCUUGUCAAAUUAAAUGCUGCUGGACUCGCUGGGCAGUGAAGCAGAUCGCAACCAUGUGGAAUUCAGCCCUGUUUUCUGGCAUGCUGGCAGCCCCCCUCUGCUGGCACCAGCCAGAGUGCAAUCCAGGGAGACUGGAGAACAAAGCUGCAAUUCAAAAUGAACCUAAAUAACUAGUCUGGAAAAAAAUGCAACACAAUAGGUCUGAAAAUUCAAUUUCUACACUUCGCAGGAGCUGUUAAAAAACUAAAAUAGGGGAUAGAAACUACUGGCUGCAUAGCAAUUUUCAGAAAAGAGCCUAGGAAUUGCCAUGUAUCACAUUCUGAAUUCAGGUCAGAAAUGCCAUAAUGGUGGUGUGAAAAGAGAAACACUGUCCUGGGAUGAUUACCAGAAAAAUGCCUUGAGAGAUGCUGAAGCCACCCCCUGCUCUAUAAGCAAGGGUUCGGCCUCCCCGGCCUGCUGCAGCUGGCCCCGCCACUGCAGGAACCAGCUGUGGGUCAAGGGGAAGGAACACACAAGAGAGCAGUAAGAGGGAACUGAGACUGGUAACGUUUAACCAGUGAGACAAGAAGCACACUGGAUAGGUUCAGCCUAGAAAAGAGCAGACAGAAGGAAAUGUAAGUCUUAAAUCUACCAGACUUUUUGAAAGGUGAAGUGAAUAAUCUCUUCUUGGUGAUACAGAGGGCAAGAAGUAGUGAAGAACUAGCAAGUAAGGACUAGUAAGUCCUUAUGGUAGAGGCGCAGAAGUACUGAAUGAAAUUUUUAAGCAUAAUUAUAUUAAUGUUGAUUACUGGAGGCUUUUGAGAACAGGUGAGCAAACAUCCCUUGACAUCCUGCAGGAAUCCUUGUGAUCCUGCCUUGGCGCUUGAGGGCAGUAAUUUCAUAUCUUCUCAGUCUUUAUGACCAAGUACUCCCAUGAAAUUCUGCGGGACUGUUGGCCGAGAAGAGGUAGAACCAACAGAUGGUAACAGGCAAGUACUACUUCUGAUGUUAGGCUUUUUGGCGUGGAAGGAAAACAUUUUAAUGCUGGUUGCAGUGUUAGGAAAAGUCUGUAUAGCAUUGAAUAGGAGGUGAGCUGCAGAUCACCCACACUGCUCAGGUGAAGCCAUGUGAAGGAAGGCAGCACUGCUGUCAGAGCAGUGAGACUGAUUGUGAAGGCUCAUGUUCAAAUUUUUUAGCAGUACCUGAUUUUUGAGAGUUUGAAGAUCUGAUUUGGCACAGUGAAACAGAAUAACUCUCUAGCCUGGCUUCAAUAUUGU
Molecule: messenger RNA, 3279 nt
Organism: Pezoporus occidentalis (night parrot)
Lineage: Eukaryota; Metazoa; Chordata; Aves; Psittaciformes; Psittacidae
Gene: STRIT1
Product: small transmembrane regulator of ion transport 1
Exons: 3
Coding region: 862-1155 (97 amino acids)
Biological process (GO): regulation of ATPase-coupled calcium transmembrane transporter activity; regulation of slow-twitch skeletal muscle fiber contraction
Source: RefSeq, a predicted model, not a curated record